Messenger RNA from Paramormyrops kingsleyae, 7802 nucleotides. NCBI's taxonomy places the organism in Eukaryota, Metazoa, Chordata, Actinopteri, Osteoglossiformes, Mormyridae. The record is from RefSeq and is a predicted model, not a curated record.
CCGGGACACCGUAGAUCUUGUGUUGCAGCCUUUCGCGUAGGACGAAAACAUGGCUGCUGACAGCGUUUUAGAAAGUGAAGAGGAGAACAUUUUGUAUGAUUUACUAAUAAAUACGGAAUGGCCACCAGAGACCGACACUCAGCUUAGAGGAAACAAGGAGCACAACACGUCUGUUCUUGCAAAGGCAGUGACUGGGCCAUUUAGGUUGCUCCUUCACUACCUCUGGUACAGGCCGUCCAGCUCCUCUCUGCCCCAGGGACUUAUUAGACUUGCAAGCAAACAGAUUAACUGGCAGCUGGUCCUGGCAAGUAAUGGGAAACUGCUAGCAGUUCUUCAAGACCAGUGUAUAGAAAUCAGGUCAGCGAGAGACGACUUUGGUUCUGUCAUAGGAAAAUGUCAAGUGCCUAAGGAUCCCAGCCCACUGUGGAGACGGGUUGCCUGGAGCCAGGAUUGCACCCUGCUGGCAUACGCUGACAGCACCGGCACUGUGCGCCUCUUCGACCUGAUGGGCAGCGAACUCUUUGUCAUUCCCCCUGCGGCCAGCUUCCCUGGAGAUUUCAGUUAUGCGGUGGCGGGGCUCAUCUUUAUGGAGUACACCAGUAGUGCCCAGUGGUCUGCAGAGCUUCUCGUCGUCACCUAUAGGGGGCACCUCAAGAGUUACCUGGUCAGUGUUGGAACCAAUCAGAGCUUCCAGGAGAACCACAGCUUCAGCUUCGCCACACACUACAGUCAUGGCAUCACCGCUGUCGUGUACCAUCCUGGGCAUCGGUUGUUGCUGGUGGGUGGUUGCGAGGGGGGGGACGGUGACGCCUCCAGAGCCACCCGCUGCGGUCUCACGGCCUGGAGGGUCCUGUCCGGGUCACCGCAUUACAAGCAGGUGACGAGCUCUGAGGAUGACGUGGGCUCGGCUCAGAGAAGAGGCCUCUUCAGGUUACCCAGCUUUCGGCUCUUUGCGCGACAGACCAAUGAGAAGGACGGCGUCUUCCGGAUGAGCCUGUCGCCCGACAGCACGCUCCUGGUGGUCAUUCACUUCUCGGGCCUCCUGACUUUCUGGGCCGUCCCGUCGCUCCGGCAGCACGGCAGCUGGAUGCAGGAAGCCCAGCCCGGAUUUGACGAGAUCAACCCGGAGUGGAAGAACUCGCUGGAGAAGAGGAAGAAAAUAAAAGACAAGGAGCAGUACUACCCCCUGGUGGACGUGAACUGGUGGAGCGAGAACGCCGUGAUCUUGGCCCGCUGCUCGGGCUCGCUGACCGUGUCGUCCGUGCACAGCCUGCGCAACCUGCUGGGCCAGUCAUGCGAGUGGUUCGAGCCGUCGCCAAUGGUCACCGCCGCCCACGACGGCGGCUUCCUUAGCCUGGAGUGCGAGACCAAACUGGCGCCUAAGCGACCCCGGCCAGAGGAUGAGGGAGGGGCCGCCGAUGACGACUCUGGCUCUGAGGACGAGGGCUCCGCCCGCGCCCGAUACCUGGGCUACGUCCAGCGGGGCCUCUACUACGUGACGGAGAUGGAGCGAUUCGCGCCUCCGCGGAAACGGCCCCGUGCCGUCGUCAAGAACUACCGGCUGGUCAGCCUGCGGUCCACCACGCCGGAGGAGCUGUACCAGCGCAAGAUCGACAGCGAGGACCGGCCCGAUCCGCGUCUGCAGAGCAAGAUCCGGAAGCGCUCCUGGGUGCUGCACGAGUGUGUGGAGCGGGUGCCCGAGAACGUGGACGCAGCCCGGGAGCUGCUGCAGUACGGCCUGAAGGGCACCGACCUAGAGGCGCUCGUCGCCAUCGGCGGCGGCGAGGACGGCGGCAGAUUCAUCCUGGCGGGCGACGUGGACGCUGAGGACACUCCCUACGAGGACUUCCUCUCGCCAGCUGAGGAGCUCCGCAAGAAGAAGGAGGGGGAGGCCAAGAGGAGACAGGAGCUCCUGAAGAAGGUGGACUUCAGCAGGUUGACACUGGAGCAGAAGGAGCUCUGCAGGAACCGGCUGAAGCUCUUGUCUUACCUGGAUCGCCUAGCAACCUACGAGGAGAUCCUGGGCGGGCCGCAUGCUGCCGAGCAGAGAUACGAUGCAGAGUUCUUCAGAAAGUUCCGGAAUCAGAAUAUCGUGCUGUCAGCAAGAACGUACGCCAGGGAGAGCAAUGUGCAGGCCUUGGACAUCCUCUUCACCUACCACGGUGCCGAGCUUCUGGAGCACCGCCUGGCCAUCCUGUAUAACUUCCCCGAGACCAGCUCUCCCCACGAAUACGUGGUCCUCCUUCCUGAAGCUUGCCUGGACGAGGCCGGUCACCUGGUGCUGAUUCCGUGGGACGAGCGGCGGCACCGGGAGCAGGACUGGUGUGAACAGCGGAAGUGCAGGACGGCGGUGGACCCCAAGCCGCAUGGUGGGGACGACUUCCUGUAUGAGGAGCAGCCGGAUCUCCUCUGCUUCCGCACAGCCACGCCUUCCAUCACGCUUCUGACUGACUGGUACCUGAAGCGGGCCGAGGACAUGGAUGGCUACUCCCGACAGGUGGACUGUGCCUUGUUGCUGGUGCGUCUGGGGAGGGAGCGGAACAUCCCGGGCCUGGAGGGGCUGUGUGACGACCUGGUAACCCUGGAGACGCUGGUGUACGAGGCAUCCUGCGAGCCGAACCUCUCGCUCAAGGAGCUGCAGCAGCUGGCAGACAUCGACAAGCUCAGGCUACUGCUGAAAGGCUCCUCCGAGGAGCGGUAUGUGAAGAAUGUGUACCAGUGGGUGGUCCCCUUCCUGCACCGCUGCGAGGGCCGAGCCCCUGGCUCUGCUGAUGGCCUCCUGAGGGAGUACCUGGUCAGCCUGUCCAAGGAGGACCUCUCCCUCCCUCUCAAGAUAUUCCAGCACUCCAAGCCUGACUGCCAGCAGAAGAUCGUCGGAGAUCACGACCAGCUGAUGUCCGUUGCCCUGGAGUGCAUCUACAGCUGCGAGCGAGAUGAUCAGCUCUCCCUGUGUUACGACGUGCUGGAGUGUCUACCACAGCGAGGCUAUGGGUCAGAAACGAAGGUCACCAGGGCCCUCCACGACCAGGUGGACAAGCUGGAGAAACACCUAAGUGUGGUGGAGGUGCUGGAGAAGCACGGCCUGCAGAAGCCCGUCUCCUUCGUGAAGAACAGCGAGAGCAGCCGAGAAGAGGCCCACCAGCUGAUGGUGAAACUCACCCGACAUGUGGGACGCAAGAGUCCACCGGUAAGCGAGAACCUGUGGAAGGGGCUGCUUCAAGAUCUGCUGGACAUGCAGAAAAGUGUUUACACCUGUCUGGACGCUGACACCUGCCUCCAGGUCUUCACGGAGAGCCUGCUGUGCUCCAGUCGGCUGGAGGGCAUCCGAUUGGCCGGCCACCUCCUGCAGCGCAGCGCCUCCUUGUCAGAACCCGCCGCCGGUCCUGCAGCUUCCAAGGGUCCACUCAACCCCUCCAGGGUGUCCUACCAGAAAAGCAUGGAAUUGGUCCUGGCAGCAGCCCACGAGUACUUCAACUCCUCUACCGCCCUUACCGACAGCUGCAUGACCCUGGCACGGGCCUGUUUACAGCUGAUCAGUGAUUGCCCGCCUCUCAUCCAGGAAGAGUUGGACUUGAUCAGAGCCCUCAGCCAGCUGGAGGACUUUGAUGUGAAAAUACUCCCCUUGCAAGUCCGCCUGCGGUCCGACCGGCUGACUGUCAUCCAGGAGUGCAUCGCCCAGUGCCCCACGGCCUACAAACAAGCCUCGCUGCUGCUGGACCUGGCUGGCUUGCUGCGGGUGGCAGGUGAGGACGAGCCCAAACGCAGGGGCCAGGUGUUGACCCUGCUGGCGGAGCAGGCCCUUCAGUGCCAUGACUACAAAGUCGCCUACAUCCACUGCCAGGACCUCAUGGCCACAGGUUACGCCCCAGGAUGGCACGUUUGCAGCCAGCUCGGCGAGCGCGAGGCCUACCGUGACCUGACAGCACGCCGUGAGCUCAUGGCUUUCGCCCUCACGCACUGUCCCCCCGUGCAAAUCCAGGCCCUGCUGGCGGCCAGCAGCUUCCUGCAUACCCAGAUCCUCUACCAGGCUGUGAAUUACCAGAUUGACCCGCACGGCAAUGGGCCACACGGUCCUGGCCCGGCCCUGGAGCCACCCACCGAACGCCAACAGGCCGACACGGUAGCUGCCGGCACGAGCCGCCACUCACAGCUGCUGCACAGGAGCACCGCUAAGACCAUGGAGGUCCUCUCGAACCCUGGACUGACCACCAAAGCCGUGCUGCAGGCUGUGGGCGACUCCCAGUGGUGGAGAACGUCCAUCAGCUACCUGCGGCCCCUGCAUGGUCAGGGACCCGGCGACUCGGCGCUGAAGGCCUCGUCUGCAGAAAACGGAGAUCUGGAAGGACAGGGCUGUCACCCGUUCUACGAGUCGCUGUUUGAGAGUCCCUACAUCGACAAAAAUGAGGAAAUGUACACGUCAUAUGAUAGCGUUUCCACGGAGGACUUUGCCGAGGUUUUGCUACGCACCGGGAAGCUGGCCGAAACGAAGAGCGAAGGAGAAGACGUGUUUCCUGCCACCGAAGUUCUCCUCCAGCUGGCCGGCGAUGCUCUACCCAAGGACACGAUGCUGGCGUUGGCCUACCUGCUCGCCCUGCCUCAGGUCCUGGACGCCAACAAGUGUUUUGAGAAGCUUCCUCCAUCCGCACUAUCGCUACAGCUGGCUGCUUAUUAUUACGCCUUGCAAAUAUAUUCACGAUUGGCUCCCUGCUUCAAGGACAAGUGUCACGCUCUGUACCGGGCUGACCCCAGGAUGCUGAUCCAACUGGUUACCAAGCACGUGAACGACCAUGACAUAGUGGCCUGGCCCGAGGAACUGGAGAAGCUCAUUGGCCAGCUGCACCUGUACAAUGAACGGCUGACCGACUUCACCCAAGCACAGAUACUGCAGGGCCUGGGCCGCGGUGUGGAUGUGCAGAGAUUCUCUGCCGACAGCAAGUAUAAGAAGGAGACCAUCCUGGGCCUGGCCGAGACCCUGGAAGAAAAUGUAUACAGGAUAUCCCUGUCCCUCGCCCAACGGUACAACAUCCCACUUUGGGAGGUCUACAUGACCCAUCUGGAGUUCCUCUUCACAGACAGCGGUCUGUCGACGAAGGACAUUGAGAAUCGGAACAAAGCACUGGGUCUCUUUGAGGUGCUGAAGAACGAUCCGGAAGCUUUCCACAGCCACAUGACCAAGUAUGUGUACCCCAGCAUCGAAGGCACGGACCUGGGCCGCAUGCUUUACUACUACAGCCUGCUCGAGGCCUGUGGCAUCCCCCAUACAACUGGGGUGACUGUCAAACCAGUGGAUCACAUCAAGCUGUUGAAGAAGCUGAAGGCAGUGGCUGUAGGGUUGGACUACAGGAAGAUGACGGACGAGGACUCGGACCCUCUGGAUGCACUGGAGCCGGUGCUGAGUAGCCAGAACGUCCUGUCCAUCUCCAAGCUGACGGCGAGGUUGCCCCUGAGAGAGGGGGUCGCUCUGUCCCCCAGCCGGGUCCACGCCACAUGGCUGCGUAAGCUCUUUUGGAACGGGGACCCCCAGGUUCUGCGGAAGCCUCCGCAGACAGACUCGGAUUUCCUUCAUGCCUACGAUGCCUGCGCCAAGUACUUCGAGCGGCUGCUCCCCGCGGACGCCGUGGCCUUCGUGGACGCCGUGACCUUCUCUCCGGAGGCGGUGGAGCGGCUCAGCAUCGACACCAGGUCGGAGGUGACGAAGCGGGCCCUGAAAGCCGUCCGGCAGCUGGGCGAGAAGGCGAAGAGGCGUGGCGCCGACGAGGCCGAGGCGUGCGGCGGCGGCAGCUUUGACGACGCCCUGAGGCACCUGCAGGGGUCGCUGGCUCACCUGGACACGCUCAAGCAUGGCUUUCUACAGGCACUGCAGGACAGCGGCCAGGAGCGACUGCAGAAGUACUGCUAUAUGUACGACCUGUCCAGGUCGGAGGAGGAGAAGAUCCGCGAGCUGGCAGUCGCCAUGGUGACGGAUGGACAGCCACUGGACCGCAUGCGACAGCUGCUCGACGUGGCAGUGGGGCCUUCGGACGUCGCCCCCGGCCGGGUAGUCCAAGAAGCCAUCGAGAGAGCUGUGUCGGUGCUGAGAGGAGACGAUGCAGCUCUGAUAGAUGACCAGGACCCCAUGGACGUCCUCAGGGGGAUUGUUACAUCUGUACGCGCUGAUGUCCAAUCAGGCGGCGGCCUGGUCUCCUCGGACGACCUCCUAGGCUGGCUGCGGCCCUUCUGCGCAGACGCCUCCAUGUCAGCCCGGCCGCGCAUCCAGGUGCUCCAGGUGUUGGAGCGGGAAUUCCCCCUGAGCGACCAGGACGCUCAGCUGCUGCUGCUUUUCCGGAGCCAGGCCGUGCUGAAGUCCUGCUGGCCCGACAAACAGCUGGAGAUGGACGACGUGGAGAGCGAGGAGAAGCGCCGGGCGCUCUUCGAGGAACUGCUGGCCAUCAGCGGCAGGUGGGAGGAGAUGCAGCACCUGGCUCUGCUCCUCCAGGCUUGGCCUCCCGUCACGAGUGACGCCCCUGCCCGCUCUGCAGAGGACCCCUGGGUAAAGCUGGCUGCCGCCAUGGUGUCGCUGGGCAACGGCGGCACGGAGCAUAGCCUUGGCAACGAGCUGCUGAGCAUGUGCCGCUCCCUGCGUGGGACCAAGCACCAGCUGCCCCCGGAGUGCAUACGCAGGAUAUCAGCCCUGAUCCAGGAUGGUCCCGGCUGCCUCCUCCCGGCCCUGAAGCUCCUGACGGAGAGUCGUGACGCGCAGCUGCAGAAGCUGGCACUGGAGCAGGUAGCCGGCAUCACCGAGGUGAAUGAGUCGAGCUGCGACCCCGAGCUGCUGUCGCUGCUGCUGGACGCUGACCUGCUGACCGAGUGCUUUGGGAGCGCCCUGUACCCGCACCUGGUCGACCAUCUCCUGACGCACCACAGGGAGAACGGCUGGGACGUGGAGGCCGCGGCCCGCGGGAUGGUAGCUGCCGGCCACAUCAGCGAGGCGGGGUCCCUGCUUCUGGUUCACCGAGGGACACACCCGGGCUUGGUCACCUUCAACGCGGCCCUCGCCGUCACCCCCCGAUGGCUGUGAGCGAGGGGGACGGGAGACUAUUCAGAAUCAACUGCCCUUUUGUUGGCUUCUCCUUCAGCCAGAGACGGCCCACCGUACUCCCAGUGUGACCGCGUCCGUCUUUGUUUCUGUGCCGUCGCUCUGUGUGUAACAAAGUGGUUAAUUAUCAUCAAGGACAAAAGUUAAUGGAACUCAAGAUUACUGCUGUUUAAUUUACGUAAUUUUUUCGGUCUAUGAAAGCUUCUCCGUGGAUCAAUUAUGAACAAACAAGGUUUGUUUGGGCCGUUUUCUUCUUGUUUUAGCUGAAAAUGAGUCCCUGGAGGCCCUCGCUGCUGAAUAAUUACUUAAAUACCCACAGUGGCAACGCUUCUGACUUGGCAGACAAAGACAUGGCACAAUUGUUCAUUUGCAUUGUCUCUCCCUCCCUCAUGAACCAGACAGUUGUAGUUCUGGGUUACCAAUUACUUCCUGCGGUGAAAAUUAAAAGGUACACUGACACGACUUCCAAAGACUGUGUUUGUUUGUAUUGUUUUUUUGCAUAAUAAAUAGGCCUAAUGGAUGAUAUUUCAUACAGCCCACCCUUUUUAAUUCAAGCACUAAUCUAGAAAUGUAAAUUUACCCACGAAUAUUCCAGAUAGGCGUGUUUUUACUCUGAAGAAUAUAUUAGCUAAUUAGGAAAUCUCUCAGUAUAAUAAGAUAAUGUCAUAUAAAGAAUAUAUUAGCUGUUCUGGAAAUCUCUAAAAAAAAUUAAAUCAUGAAUAAACAA